Messenger RNA from Trifolium pratense (red clover), 3030 nucleotides. Its product is annotated as DDT domain-containing protein DDR4. Gene Ontology annotation, cellular component: RSF complex. The coding region runs from base 389 to 2629 and encodes 746 amino acids. NCBI's taxonomy places the organism in Eukaryota, Viridiplantae, Streptophyta, Magnoliopsida, Fabales, Fabaceae. Gene Ontology annotation, biological process: regulation of DNA-templated transcription. The transcript has 12 exons. The record is from RefSeq and is a predicted model, not a curated record.
AAAAAAUCUAACUCAACAUCACACCAAAUUUCAGGUAGCAGUAGUACUGUCUCUCUUCCUUCAACAAUCAUCACUCUCAAUUUUCUCUCUCUAUAUCUUUUUUCCCCAGAUUUUUUAUUCUAUUUUUCUCUCUGUUUCUCACUUUCAUUAUUAUUACUAAAAUUAAAAUUAACAUAAACAGUUUCAUAGAUAGGGUUUUAUUUUUUCCCUUUGUAUUUCACAUUCAAGGGUUUGAAAUUGGACCCUUUGGUCCUUUCUUUUCCAAUCUUCAUCUUUCUUUCUCUCUCUUUUCUCUCUCUCUCUCUAAUCCAAUGCUUAAUCCCGUGAUCCUCUACAUGUAAUCUCACCAUAACUUCCCUAAACCCUAUUUUAUCUCUAAUCUCUAAUCAUGUCUCACGGAUCUUCAUCUCCGCUUCCCGCCGACCGAUCAUCGCCGUCGCCGGAACAACUUUCUCAAAAAGUGGAACAACAACCACCACCCGCCGCCGCUGCUCCUCUUCCUCCGACCACAAGAAGCAACCGUCCUUCCCGCGCGUGCACGAUUCGUGCUGCUUCACGUCUUUAUACCUCCUCGCAACCGGUAAUUGAACGGAAACCGAAGAAGGACCAACGAAGGGAGAGGAGGAGGGAGGAGCAGGAGCAGGAGGAGGAGGAGGAGCCGGAAGAGUCUCCGCUGACGCAAUGUAGUAAGAUCGUUACGCCGUUGGUUGAACCGCCGUCUGAAUCGCAGUUGCCACGGUGGAAUCUUCGGUCUAUGUGGGAGUUAGCUUCCGUGCUCAAUUUUUUGAAUUUAUUUAGGCCUUUGUUGAAUAUCUCACUUGAAUUCUCUGCUGAAGAGUUUGAGACUGCACUUCUUAACCCCAAUGACACUUUGUUUUACAUUCACAUGCCUUUGUUAAAGGCAAUCCCUCCUAUUACACGAAUGGCACUCACACGUGAUACUUGGAUAACCGUAUUAUGCAGAAAAUUGAGAGAUUGGUGGCAUUGGGUUGCUGAGGGGGAUCUUCCAAUUGUUGCUUCACAUGGGACGGAGAUUGAAGUAUAUAAAUCACUUGAUCCAGCCGUCCGUGUUAUCAUUUUAAAAGCAUUAUGUGACAUUCGUGUUGAGCAAGAAGAUAUCCGAAAUUAUAUUGACAACUCAAUCAAACAUGGUGCUCAACUUUCAACAUUUCGUAAAGAGCGUAUCGGAGGUGAUUCAAAUGGAAUCUCUUAUUGGUAUGAAGAUGACCCCAUGAUUGGCCAUAGGUUGUAUCGAGAAAUAAGAAAAACUGAAGUGACUCAACCAAGGAAAGGGAAACCAAGAGGUUCACAGGUUCUUUCUAGUACAUCAUACCAGUGGGAAGCAGUUGCUACCAAUUUUGAUGAGUUUCAAGACGUUUCUGAGAAGCUUUUCUCAAGUAAAAACAGAACAGAGACUUCUGUGGGGAAAAAGCUGAAGAUAGACAUGCUUCCUGAAAUUGAGAAAGUUCACAAGAAAAAGGAGCGGUUGCUGAAAAAGCAACACAGAGAAGCUCUUCUUCUUGAUAAUUACAUGAUUGCUGACGGGAUUUCUGCUGGGCGUGCACUUCGUGACAGGAAACCUGUAACCUACACUUUUGAUGAUUACGAUCGAUCCAUCAAUGAGGCAAUUAAAGUAACCAAGCGGAAUAAGUCAUCCCCAGAACAUAUGCCUAGGAGAGAACCAGUAGCAAGACCUGAAGCUCUGACUAAUGGUAACCAUGGUCCUUCACAUGCUGCAGAACAACAGAAUUUUGGUAUCUCAUCUCCAGAAUCAUUCGACUCUGAUGACGACGAUGAUGAAUAUGAUAAUACUGACAAUUUGGACCGAAGUGGUCGUCGGAGAAGGAAACCUAAGCGGUAUUCAGGGAAUGAGUUUGUUGAAGAAGUAUCAGAUUAUGAGGCAGAAUUUGACAGUGAUGAUGAUAUUGUUGGAGAAGUUGUAUAUGAUGAAGAAUAUCUCAAGAAACGUAAGCAGAGAAGGAAGCAUUCUAGUAGCUCCGAAGGAGAUGAAGAAUAUCAAUGGGAUGAUGAUAAUGUAGAAGAGGAAGAAGAGGAGGAGGAGGAGGAGGAGGAGGAUGAAGACUCGGCAAGCAUGAGUGAGGAUAGUGACAAACCCCGCAAAGUCAAACGAUUGCCAGGCCGAACUAGGAGGGAAACUAAACUCAGGUCUGUGGGUGAUAUUCAAUCAAGUCCAAGACGCAGUAAGAGGGCUACUAGAAAUCGUAUAAAUUACAAACAAUAUGAGAUGUCGGAUUCAGAAACCGAGUUUACCAAACCUGGGAAGUCUAAUGCAUCAGCUGAUCACUCAGAUGCCAGCGAGAAUGAGAAUGAAAAACAGAAUGAGAAUGAGAAUGGGGAAUAUGUGAUGGAAAGUGAGGAAUCAGAUAGCAUUGAAGAUGAAGAUCAGACAAUGAAAGUAGAAGAGCCCGUUAGUGUUCCUUACCCUGUAGUAGAAGAAGAGAAUGAAGAUCAGAAAAUGAAAGUAGAAGAGCCUGUUAGUCCUCCUGGUCAAGAUGAAGUCGAGGGCACAGGAAAAAGACGUUUCCUUGAUUUGAAUGAACUUGCUCCUAGCCCUGGUUUUGACGAUGGUCCAAAUACAAUAGUAAAAGAUGAAGACAACGAUUACUGAAGCUUCUUCUGUAUGAAUGCAGGGAUUGUAGUUUUCUAUCAGUGAAGAAGCCUAUGUGUGUGAUAAUAGAAUUAUAAAUUUUGUUAUAAGCCCCCAGAGGAAGUUAUUAUCAGGUCUCCUCCUAUGGCAUAAUCUGAGCAGUUGCCCUUGGUGCAUGAUUUACUACCAGAAACAGGAAGCAUGAUGAUAAGUUAUGUAGAUUAGUUAGUUAGUUAUUUUUUUUCUCCAAAGGGUCCACCACCAAAAUGAAUGAGAAAUUGUUAUCUUAGCUCAUCCAAUCAAUGUACAAUAGUUGUUAACAGGUACUGUAACAUUAAAAAGAAGUGGCUUUCAGAUUAUAAAACCCUGUAGCUCUCUUUCUUGAACUGUGAUCAGCAUGAACAUUAGAGCAUUUCGGUCGA